Molecule: messenger RNA, 804 nt
Organism: Hyaloscypha bicolor E
Lineage: Eukaryota; Fungi; Ascomycota; Leotiomycetes; Helotiales; Hyaloscyphaceae
Exons: 2
Coding region: 92-559 (155 amino acids)
Source: RefSeq, a predicted model, not a curated record
GGUCAGCACCACCAAAGCAUGGAAAGCGGCUGCCGUCUUAUCGGCAGCAGUUGCUAUUGGAGGGUCUCCAAUUUCGCUAUCCACCAGAUCCAUGGUUAAGCCACCUUUAAUAAACAUUUUAUACGUCGACUCUUCAACCAACAAUAUAUUCAGCAUCAGCUACAACAGGCUGGCAAACUCGUACGUUCUCGUAUUGCUCAGUUCCUUGCCGAAUAAAUCACUCGUAUUUCUAGCAUCCCAACUCACGACAGCAACAAUGACCAAGUGGAACAGAACAAAUACUUCUCUCACCGCGAUACAAGAAGCAGAACCCGAAUACUUAGAAAUCUAUUACAUUGGGACCGAUUCAGAGAUUCAUGGAUUUUAUGGUAAUCCAGGAGAGGCUUUUCCACCAAAGUCAGAUCAAAGUCCCCAUUGGGACGUGCUUGAUACACAAGGCCCUGGGGCAAUUGCUGGGAUUGGGUGGUCAGACCGAGUGAGAUUGUAUUAUAUCACUGGUGGGAAGGUGGUGCAGACAGCUUUGAGCAAUGCCACCUGGGUAUCGGCGGCAAACUUAUGAUGAACGAGCUUGGAAAUGGGAGGGUUCAUAGGUGGGAAAGGCAUACAUUCUAUAUAUUAGAAGUUACAGGAGCGACUAGAAUAAUUAUUAUUAAUACUAGAAACACCAUCAACCCCCUCCUCAAAAGCCAUUCUUUUUCACGAACCCCUGAACCUGAUCAAACAUCUUCCCAGCCGAAUAAUGAAGAUUGAUCGCAUGACCAGCGCCAGGAACAAUAUAGCUCUCCGAUCCUUUGCUUGCAUUCG